Molecule: messenger RNA, 963 nt
Organism: Penicillium malachiteum
Lineage: Eukaryota; Fungi; Ascomycota; Eurotiomycetes; Eurotiales; Aspergillaceae
Exons: 4
Coding region: 1-963 (320 amino acids)
Source: RefSeq, a predicted model, not a curated record
AUGGAGCGCAGUUUCUAUACUUUCGAAGUCUAUUGUUCCCUAUUUGGACAAUCGGAGACUCCAUUGCCACUGGAUGAUGAGUUGGAGACAUUUUUCAAACGAUUUGCGCCGUGGGAAAAUGAGCAGCUCGCUUGCGUCCAUGAUUUUCUGGUUGAUGAACUUGAGCCAGCUUUCAAGGAAGUAGCCGCGCAUGACGUUAAGUUUGGCGACCUUUCUAUCCCCUGGGCCGAGAACGAUAACUCUUGGCUACAAGGCUACGUAUGUCUCGCAUGGGCUCAAAUUUCUCGAACAAGUGACCACUGCUUCCAAUCACGAAGAACGGCACCGUCUGCUAGACGAACACCUUUCACUCGCCAGCAGUGGUCCGGUUUGAUUGAAUGUCUGCUUGAUUCGAAUGAGCUUUACCCCGAAGAGACAAAUGAACUUGACGAGCAGGCUAUGGUUAAAUUGCGACAUUUGCCAAGCCAAUACAACUCAUUCGAUCCUAACCCUGGGCCAGCAGAGAUAUGGUUUCAAGCCCAGGAAGGGGAUGAUAGCGGACAGUACGUAGCUGCCCCACCUCAUCGGACCAGUAGGAAGAUCGGUUACGUGAUGAUGGAUGCUUCGCGGAAACAAGAUAUGGCUCGCUUUGACGGGCCUCAGAAGUCUAUGGCUUGGGAUACAUUUGAUGACGAGAAGGUUGCCCAGGAAUAUUCACAGCAGUUGAGAUCGUUUGAGGGCCACAAUGAAGCACUCGCCUUGGUCAAUGUGAAUCUAUCCACUCCCGGGUCAGUCUCUGGCGAAAAUGGCGUUGGUGCAGGAUGUGGGUCCAAUGAGCUCCAAAAGAAAGAGGAUUUGCGGCGCGCAAAGGAACUUGUCAAUCUCCAUUAUGAAGUCAAAUCAAGGCAUGCAAAUGGGAAAGUGGACGAUGGGCUCCAAAAAGCCAGAGAAGAUGUGGCUGAGGUCUUUCGAGAGUUAUCAUGA